Molecule: messenger RNA, 2470 nt
Organism: Kogia breviceps (pygmy sperm whale)
Lineage: Eukaryota; Metazoa; Chordata; Mammalia; Artiodactyla; Physeteridae
Source: RefSeq, a predicted model, not a curated record
CGGCCCGCGCGGGUCCCGGUGGGCGCGAACCCACCAUGCAGCUGCAGUUCCGGAGCUGGAUGCUGGCUGCGCUCACGCUGCUAGUGGUCUUCCUCAUCUUCGCAGACAUCUCGGAGAUCGAAGAAGAAAUCGGGAAUUCUGGAGGCAGAGGUACAAUCAGAUCAGCUGUGAACAGCUUACAUAGCAAAUCUAAUAGAGCUGAAGUUGUAAUAAAUGGCUCCUCGUCGCCGGCUGUUGUCGACAGAAGUAAUGAAGGCUUUAAGCGCAACAUCCAACCAGCCUCAGCCAAAUGGAGACACAACCAAACACUCUCUCUGAGGAUCAGGAAGCAAAUCUUAAAGUUCUUGGAUGCUGAAAAGGACAUUUCUGUCCUCAAGGGGACCCUGAAACCCGGAGAUAUUAUUCAUUACAUCUUUGACCGAGACAGCACAAUGAACGUGUCCCAGAACCUCUAUGAGCUCCUCCCCAGAACCUCUCCACUGAAGAACAAGCACUUCGGGACUUGUGCCAUCGUGGGCAACUCCGGGGUCUUGCUGAACAGCGGCUGUGGGCAGGAGAUUGACACACACAGCUUUGUCAUCAGGUGCAACCUGGCCCCGGUGCAGGAGUACGCCCGGGAUGUGGGGCUCAAGACAGACCUGGUGACCAUGAACCCCUCCGUCAUCCAGCGGGCCUUUGAGGACUUGGUCAACGCCACGUGGCGGGAGAAGCUGCUGCAGAGGCUGCACAGCCUGAACGGCAGCAUCCUGUGGAUCCCCGCGUUCAUGGCCAGGGGCGGCAAGGAGCGGGUCGAGUGGGUCAACGAGCUCAUCCUGAAGCACCGCGUCAACGUGCGUACUGCAUACCCCUCUCUGCGCCUGCUGCACGCCGUCCGCGGAUACUGGCUGACUAACAAAGUUCACAUCAAAAGACCCACCACGGGCCUCUUGAUGUACACCCUGGCCACACGUUUCUGCAACCAGAUCUACCUCUAUGGCUUCUGGCCCUUUCCACUAGAUCAGAACCAGAACCCCGUCAAGUACCACUAUUACGACAGCCUCAAGUACGGCUACACUUCCCAGGCCGGUCCCCAUACCAUGCCCUUGGAGUUCAAGGCCCUGAAGAGCCUGCACGAGCAGGGAGCUUUGAAACUGACUGUCGGCCAGUGCGACGGGGCCACGUAAGGUGAGCGCCCCGUGGGACUCAGUGGCUCACAUUUCCUGCCAGCUACACCACAGGCAGAUGGGAGUCGGGGUGGCACAAACUCUAGAACAAGCAGGCUAGUGGUUUUCUUUGUUCAAGUGUAAAACAGUGACCAGAAUAUAUAUAUCUAUACCUGCAUAUAUAUAUUGACCUGAGUAUUUAUAACUGUGUGGUGUUCAUCUAGCAUUAGGCAGAUAAGCCACAGGAAGAAGGUGUGGAGAACCCACCUGGAUCAGAUUGAGACUCAGAGCUUCUUUGGUGGCAGAAGGACUUGACAGGAAAAGAAGUCAGUCCCAUGGCUUUGGGGGACACACUGCCUCCCAAGUUGGAGGGAUCUCUGGGCUCAUGGUUGAUUGGAGAACCACUUGUUGGCAGCUGCCCCCAGCCUCUGAGAAAUGUGGAUUCUGGGUGAGCCAAGACCAGAGGGGACAACUUGACCCAAGUCUAAACUGGUGCUGUUCCCAGGAAGAGGGAGGUUGGGACAUUGAGCCCAGCCAAGGAGCACAAGGUCGCCAAGGGGCAGAGGCCACGUCAGAGCUGAGGACUUGGUUCCAUGAACUUAGAGUUGAACUGCCCACAGCACGAACCACGGUUGACCCACCUGUCCCAGACCAGCCUCCAUAGCUCUGGAGAGAAGGCUGGAGAAGACACGGUGGACAGGUCCUAUUCUGGCUUUGCAAGAACCCCCAAGAACCUGGGAUGGAGCAGGCAGAUGACACUAAAUUGCCAGGGUGUUCCAAAUCAUGUUUUCCAAAACUCGCAGCUUCCUACUGAGAAUCAGCACUCCAGCCCCGAAUAAGGCAAAAGAGUGUCCAAAAUGUGGUGGUUGUUCUUUAAAGCCACUUGAGUGGUCAAGGAGGAAGGGACCCCGGGCUUUCAUCCUCAGGGUGAGCCUCCUUCCUGCUCUGUUAGAAUGUCACAGGAGGGACUGUGCUAUUACCUUCUGCCUCCAGGGAAGCCGCCGCAAAAGCUUGAAAGGGCACCGCAAAGAUAAAUGUCAUCCCUUUCAAAUAUAUAUGAUUGCCUUUCUGGGUGCCUCGGGAGCCCCAGAGGGUGAGGCCUGGAAGAAUGUUAAGCGUCCAGCUCCAUUUCUCUACAGCCACUGUGUUUGCUUUCUGCAUCCUGCACUCCAGGGGGGGGUGUCUCUGCAGCCAGACUGCUGUGUCAAUGUCACUUUCUUGUCACUUUCCUACCCUGAUCCUCAGACUCGCAAGCACUGAGCUCCAACACUGAGGUUUUCAGCUCUGUGGGGAGAGGUUCCAAUGUCCAUCCCCACCUCCUUCUUUUC